AUGAAGGAAUGGAAUCAGGGCAGGGCAAUUGAUGGAGAUGCUUUCCAAAGCGUGCCAUACUUCGAUGAGGCACCGUUCCCGGAAAAAGAGCAAUCGAAUUGCCAUGCGACCGUUCCGGUGGUGUACCGAACCACAACUGGAGCGGCGACCCUUCGCAACAGAGCAGAGGCAACGCGGACCGAGCCGCCGCCGCCGCCUCCUUCGCCGCCUCGUGGCCACUGCGUUUGUCGUCGUCGCCGCAACGCAAGAAGUAAACGAAGACAGGGAUACCGAGAAGACUCACAAAUGCAAGAAAUAUCAACAUCUUACGUGAAAAUCUACGGUCAGCCGCGUAAACAUCUACCGGCGAGCCACGGAACUACGCGCAUCGCCACUUCGCCAGCCGCCCAAACGGCGUCCGCCGAAUACGAACAUGCGGGACAGAGCGGCGCAACAGAGCUCAAGCCAGUGAAGGAAACGCUAUCCGCAGCCCAUCUCUCACCGCAGCCCGCACACCUUUGCGGAAAGAAGCAGCUGAGUGCGUCAGCAGAUGACCGGUAAAAGGAGUGCGCAAAUAAAUCUCCUGGGCAGAUUCCGAUGCUCAUUCCUGGGAGUCCAUUGAAUUUUUUUCUUUCUUUUUAUAUUUAUUUUUAAUUUUUUGCGCGCGCGAAGAUGUGAUAGGUAAAAGCCAGUACUGCUGCCGUUCCAAUAUAAAGCUUUCGAACUGGAA
Molecule: messenger RNA, 709 nt
Organism: Notodromas monacha
Lineage: Eukaryota; Metazoa; Arthropoda; Ostracoda; Podocopida; Cyprididae
Source: the annotation of a GenBank genome assembly